GUUCUCGUUCUGCGCAUCGAUGGCUUCCCCUCCAUCCUCUUUUUCAAUCGCCUCUGGUUCCCAUCUUUUAUCCGAGUCUCCUCUUUUGCAUGCAUCUUUAUCGUCGGACACUGGCCCAGGUGGUGCCGACCUCUCUCUUUCUGAGCUUUCUUUGAACGACAGACCAAGACACGGAGGACGUGUUGAAAAGCCGUUCAGGUUCAGCUUACUUGCACCCCCAGCCCAAUACGAUGAUGACUCGAUACUCUCUGAAUUUGAAGCGGGGGGUAGUCUUCAUUCUCCCACUGGCGAUGGCGAAGAACAAGAAGAUGAAGGUGUAGUGGAGCAAGAUCAUGAUACCGUGCUUGCCAGGAUGCACGAAGAGAAACUCAAGAACGACUUGAUAGUUUUGAGACACAUGAACUCUUCUUUUGCUUUGUUUAAUGAUGCGUUGCGAGCCACACAAACCGGAACUGAG
Messenger RNA from Serpula lacrymans var. lacrymans S7.9, 457 nucleotides. RefSeq lists its product as uncharacterized. Lineage: Eukaryota; Fungi; Basidiomycota; Agaricomycetes; Boletales; Serpulaceae. The record is from RefSeq and is a predicted model, not a curated record. The annotation marks the transcript as partial. The transcript has a single exon.